UGGCAGUCGCGCGCCCACAGUCAAAGUCAGCGGUUCAGCAUUCUAAUUUUGCGACGAAGUGCUCAAACAUACGUACCAUAAACGUCCAAUUUAUAUAUAUAUAUAUAUAUAUGUAUAUAUAACUGCUAAUAUUAAAUUAAAGACAAUUGUAGGUGGUGAUAAGGAGAGCAUUGCCAUGCCCGACCCGAAGUCCAUACGCAGACUGAGCCCUGAGCUCGCCAACAAGGCCCAGAAGGAGCUGGGAGAGGUGCCCGAACGGAUCGAAGAGGAUAUUGAAACUCUGCGCACUUGGAUCUCAAAGCAGCCGCAUCUGACGGCCCGCCAGGACUCCCAGUUCCUGGUCGCUUUCCUGCGCGGCUGUAAGUACAGCCUGGAGAAGACCAAGCUGAAGCUGGACAACUUCUAUGCCAUGCGUGGCGCCGUUCCUGAGCUCUACAAGAAUCGCUUUGUGGGAGAGAAGCAGCUGGGCAUACUCGAAACAGGCUGCCUUCUCCGCUUGCCCCAGCCACUGCAGCCUGAUGGACCCCGCAUUCAUAUCUCCCGUUACGGCCUAUACGACUCCAAGAAGUACUCCAUCGCAGAGGUUGUGCAGGUUAGCACCAUGAUGGGGGAGAUUCAGAUAAGAGAGGAUGACAACGCUAUGAUUUCUGGCUUUGUUGAGAUCAUCGACAUGAAGGGCGUUGGGGCAGGUCAUAUAUUCCAGUUCGAUGCAGUCCUGGUCAAGAAGCUGGCCGUUCUCGGCGACAAGGCACUGCCCUACAGGCCCAAGGGCUUCCACUUUGUUAAUGCCCCAGCCAGUACCGAGACAAUGAUGUCCAUUGCCAAGAGUCUGAUGAGUGAGAAGAUUCGAAAACGAUUUCACAUACACUCCAAGCUGGAGAGCCUCUACAAAUAUGUGCCCAAGGAAUGUCUGCCCGCCGAAUACGGUGGCAGCAAUGGAACCAUACAAGACGUGGUCACCACAUGGAGGGAAAAACUAUUGUCCUACCAGAAGUUCUUCGAGGAGGAGGCGUCGUACGGCACGAAUGAAAAGCUGAGGCGGGGUGAGGCAAUCAACGCCGAAUCGCUCUUUGGCAUUGAUGGAUCUUUUAGGAAACUUGACAUCGACUAGCCUAAGCACUUAGUAAAUAGUUAUUUAAUAAUGAAUUCUAAUGAAUACACAACAAAAGAAAAACACUCUAAAAAGGCA
Molecule: messenger RNA, 1189 nt
Organism: Drosophila guanche
Lineage: Eukaryota; Metazoa; Arthropoda; Insecta; Diptera; Drosophilidae
Product: alpha-tocopherol transfer protein-like
Exons: 4
Coding region: 176-1111 (311 amino acids)
Cellular component (GO): membrane
Molecular function (GO): phosphatidylinositol bisphosphate binding
Source: RefSeq, a predicted model, not a curated record